Molecule: messenger RNA, 1089 nt
Organism: Suillus discolor
Lineage: Eukaryota; Fungi; Basidiomycota; Agaricomycetes; Boletales; Suillaceae
Exons: 1
Coding region: 294-1016 (240 amino acids)
Source: RefSeq, a predicted model, not a curated record
AUCUUUUUGAGCGCGAGGUUAGACAACCUAACACGUAUGGCUGUACUAGACAUUCGAUCACGUCCUACAAAACUGUAUGCCGACGUAAAUCUCGUGUACAGCUCUGGUAAGGGCUUCGCAUAUGCUACGCCGUUCUGUGACCAAUUUAGCUCUAAUUCGUGUCAGCCUCCAGUCCAAGGCCAUACUUAUUAACAUGUCAACCACAUACCCACCCUGUCUCUUACACUCCACCAUCAGUGUUCAAGUGGGGCAUCUUUGACUGCCGACGUGCCAAUCCGAUCUUCAACACUACCAUGGCCCCUUCGAGCAGCACCGCUUCUCCUACAGCAACUGCCACAUCCUCCGCGGACCAGUCACAUAAGCGUGUUUUCCCAUUCGCAGCGCUCAUUUUGCUUGCUUUGUGCAUCGCAUACAUCAUUGGUUACCUCGUCUACCAUCGGAUCCUGAAUUCAUGGAACGCUAGGCAGAACGCGGAGAAGGUGCAGAACUUCCCAAACGAGUUUUUUGAGAAGAAGCCGAGAAGUACGUCCGAUAAUCUGUCAGCCACUUUGCGUCGAACUCACGAGAUGAUGAUGACCAUGAAGGACCGCCUCGCUUCACAUGGACUCAGAGCAUACGGAAGAGCGAGGCUAUUGGAGAAAAUGCAGAGUCAGAGGCAUAUGUGCGUGGCAGCCUCAUCGUGCAUGCAUUUACUCAACGAUUUUCUCUUCCAGCAUUCCUUUUCGAGCUCCCCUGAUGGGAAACCCCUCGUUUCACCACCGCCUGUAGCUGUGAUCAAAGAGAACGCGUCCAGUGGUCCAGCUGUCACCCAAUCGCACAGGGACGUUCGCGCUACAUUUCCCGAGCGUAUUGCAAGAGCUGCUAGGGAGAAGGGGUCGCGAGUGCUCUCGCGUGGUCGUGUGACAGAAAUUGAAGCUGAUCCAAAGCUCGCACCUGUGCAGGGGCCACUCAGACCACUCUCGAUCUUGUCGUCAAAGAACAAGGAGAGACAACGAGUUUCAUUCAAUUUAGUGUAAAGUCUUGGUCCAGUUUGUUUAUUCGUCGUUCGUUUGUUGUAUUUUGUUUGAUUCUAUUUUGUUUUGGGGUUGU